This is a messenger RNA of Gekko japonicus, 2882 nucleotides long. RefSeq names its product enhancer of polycomb homolog 2 (Drosophila) (gene EPC2). The transcript is spliced from 14 exons. The coding region runs from base 229 to 2649 and encodes 806 amino acids. Gene Ontology annotation, biological process: regulation of transcription by RNA polymerase II. NCBI's taxonomy places the organism in Eukaryota, Metazoa, Chordata, Lepidosauria, Squamata, Gekkonidae. The record is from RefSeq and is a predicted model, not a curated record. Gene Ontology annotation, cellular component: piccolo histone acetyltransferase complex.
UGUCCGCCAUGUUUGCCAUGGCGCAGGGAGCGGAUCGAGCGAGCCCGGCGCGGAUCUAGGGCUGCGGGCGGCUCUUCGUGGGAGCUGUUCCGGGGCGUCGGGGCUCUCCAUGGUGUGUCGGGCCGGGUUCGGGAGCGGCUGGGAGGCGGCGGCGAGGCCGUAGUGAGGGUCCCCCUCGCCCCCCACCUCCCCAGCCCGGCCCCGGGGUGUUAUUGUGAGGGGGAGACAAUGAGCAAACUCUCCUUCCGAGCCCGGGCGCUAGACGCCGCCAAACCGCUGCCCAUCUACCGCGGCAAGGACAUGCCCGACCUCAAUGACUGCGUCUCCAUCAACCGGGCCGUGCCGCAGAUGCCCACGGGUAUGGAAAAGGAGGAGGAAUCGGAACACCAUUUGCAACGAGCUAUCUCAGCACAGCAAGUCUUUAGAGAAAAGAAAGAGAACAUGGUUAUUCCAGUUCCUGAAGCAGAAAGCAAUGUCAACUAUUACAGUCGCCUAUACAAAGGAGAAUUUAAACAACCAAAACAGUUCAUUCAUAUCCAACCCUUCAAUUUGGAUAAUGAGCAACCUGAUUAUGAUAUGGACUCAGAAGAUGAGACAUUAUUAAAUAGGCUCAAUCGGAAGAUGGAAAUCAAACCACUUCAGUUUGAAAUUAUGAUAGACAGACUUGAGAAAGCUAGUUCUAAUCAGCUUGUAACACUUCAGGAAGCUAAGUUGCUGCUAAAUGAGGAUGACUAUCUUAUUAAGGCUGUCUAUGACUACUGGGUAAGAAAACGUAAGAACUGCAGAGGGCCGUCCCUCAUCCCCCAGAUCAAACAAGAAAAAAGGGAUGGCUCCACCAACAAUGAUCCCUAUGUGGCUUUUCGGAGGAGAACUGAGAAAAUGCAGACCAGAAAGAAUCGGAAGAAUGAUGAAGCCUCUUAUGAGAAGAUGCUGAAAUUAAGAAGGGAAUUCAGUAGAGCCAUAACGAUUUUAGAGAUGAUUAAGAGAAGAGAGAAAACAAAAAGAGAGUUGUUGCAUUUGACAUUGGAAGUUGUGGAAAAAAGAUACCAUUUGGGUGAUUACGGAGGUGAAAUACUCAAUGAAGUCAAGCUUAAUACAACUGAAAAGGAGAUGAAUACCACUCCAGCAGCUCUCCAUAAUGGAAAUCACCACAAAGUUCAAGAAUGUAAAGUUAAGCAUGCUCACCAUUCAUCUCUAAAAGAAGAAGUUUCUGAUGUUGUCCGUCAGAAGAAGAAAUAUCCAAAGAAGCCUAAAACUGAGAGUGUCAUAAAUCCUCAGCAGGCUACUACUGAGCCUUUGCCUGUGAUCAGUAAAAGUGAUAUUAAACAGUAUGAUUUCCACAGUUCAGAUGAAGAUGAAUUCCCACAGGUACCCUCACCCGUGUCAGAACCAGAGGAAGAAAAUGAUCCUGAUGGAGCAUCUGCAUUCAGGAGAAGAGCAGGAUGCCAGUAUUAUGCUGCUCGUUUGGACCAAACUAGUUAUUCACAUGAGAAUUCAGAACUAUCAGAAUUGGAUAAGCUAAGGUAUAGGCAUUGCCUUACAACACUUACUGUUCCAAGAAGAUGUAUAGGAUUUGCAAGAAGACGAGUUGGCAGGGGUGGCAGGGUGCUGAUGGACCGGAUAGCUACAGAACACGAUCCUGUCCUGAAACAGAUUGAUCUUGAUAUGCUAAACAGUUGUUCAAGCUCUUCCCAAACCAUAGACUUUUCUUCUAAUUUUUCACGGACCAAUGCUUCCAAUAAACAUUGUGAAAAUAGACUAUCCCUUUCUGAAAUACUAAGCAAUAUAAGAUCAUGUCGACUGCAGUGUUUCCAGCCGAGGCUACUAAACUUACAGAACAGUGAUAGUGAAGAAUGUACCUCAAGGAAACCAGGGCAGGCUGUGAAUAAUAAAAGAGCUUCUACACCGUCUGUAGCUUUAUUGAACACCAGCAAGAAUGGCAUAUCAGUAACAGGGGGGAUUACAGAAGAACAAUUUCAAACCCAUCAACAGCAAUUAGUUCAAAUGCAAAGGCAGCAACUUGCUCAGCUCCAGCAGAAACAGCAGUCUCAGCAUUCCUCCCAACAGACACAUCCAAAAGCACAGGGCUCAAGCACCUCUGACUGUAUGUCGAAAACGCUUGACUCGGCCAGCGCCCAUUUUGCUGCAUCUGCAGUGGUGAGUGCACCUGCUCCCAGUCGCACUGAAGUGACAAAGGAACAGAGCACCAGCCACAAUAUCAAUGGUGUUGUUCAGCCCUCAGCAACAUCAAAAACUUUGUACUCCACCAACAUGGCUCUAUCAUCUAGCCCAGGGAUCUCAACUGUACAGCUUGUAAGGACAGUCGGCCAUACCACCACAAACCACUUAAUCCCAGCAUUGUGCACAAACAGUCCUCAGACGCUUCCUAUGAACAAUUCUUGUCUCACUAACGCAGUGCACCUCAACAAUGUCAGUGUUGUAUCUCCAGUCAAUGUACAUAUCAAUACAAGGACUUCAGCACCAUCGCCAACAGCCUUAAAACUUGCCACGGUUGCUGCCAGUAUGGACAGAGUGCCAAAGGUGACUCCUAGCAGUGCCAUCAGCAGCAUAGCAAGAGAGAACCAUGAACCAGAAAGAUUGGGUUUAAAUGGAAUAGCAGAGACAACAGUAGCAAUGGAAGUGACAUAACCUCAAAGCAGUGGUUCGACCUGUGCUGAUGGUGUAGUCAUUUAUAUUCCAACUGAAUGCAAAACAGCACUCUGUGGAUCACAGGGAAUUAAAAUGGACCUAAAAUGGACUAUCAUAUCGUAUAAAGUCGAUAUAAUGUACAUUUUGUAAAAUUGGGAAAAUCACUACCUUGUAAAAUAGUUUAUUUGUAUCAUCAAUAUUAUUUCUGUUACUUGAAUAGUAGAUAUUCAUCA